This is a messenger RNA of Menidia menidia (Atlantic silverside), 543 nucleotides long. Lineage: Eukaryota; Metazoa; Chordata; Actinopteri; Atheriniformes; Atherinopsidae. The record is from the annotation of a GenBank genome assembly.
AUGGAACAGGAGAACUCCACGGCAUCACCAAAACUUCUCCUGGUGCAAACGCCCGGCGGCGCGCACUCCCCGGCGGACAAAAGCGACGGGAACGCGUAUCUCUACAUCCUCAUCGUCAUGUCUUUCUACGGAGUGUUCCUCUGCGGCAUCAUGCUGAGCUACUUUCGCUCCAAGAGGAGGGAGAAAAGGCGGACCAACAUCUUCACGCGCCUGGUGCACGAGGAGGAGCAGCGGGAGUGGGGCGCGCUGCCCAAAAAGCACAGCCCGACUUUCCCCGCGGCCGUCUCGGGGCUAAGCUCCGUGCAGGUGUCCCUGCCCUUCUGCGGGGACCACGGCAGGCAGUUUCGGCAUCUAUACCCUGAGGGAUCCCUGUCUUCUCCGCUGGCGUGCGCGCUGUGCGCGGAGCAGAGCAGCGUCAGCUCCCUGUGCUCAUCCGCCGACACGCGCAACACCAUCGAAGAGGAAUCGGACAGCGGAGAGGUGGAGGGGUCAGGGGAGAACCCGAAGGGAGGGUCGGAAGCCAGCGGGGACGAUUCGGGCUGA